Messenger RNA from Penicillium olsonii, 2160 nucleotides. The record is from the annotation of a GenBank genome assembly. NCBI's taxonomy places the organism in Eukaryota, Fungi, Ascomycota, Eurotiomycetes, Eurotiales, Aspergillaceae.
AUGAAAUCAACUUGGCUGAGGUGGUCCCUCCUCCCACUGUUGGCAGUGCCUGCGUUGGGCACGCCUUCAAAUGCCUCCCCAGAUCAGGGAUCAGGGGUUGAUACUACAAAGAGGUGGGGGGAGCUGGUGGACUCUGAUCAACCCACGACGUUCAAUGGGGUUGAGGUUCCCCCGUUGACACAGCUGACACCGGACAACUUCGACGAACUUACCAAGGACGGUUACUGGAUGGUCAAACAUUAUUCCCCAUCCUGUCCCCAUUGCAAAACGGCUGCUCCGAUCUACCAGACUCUCUAUGAGUACUACUAUACCUCCAACCCCCUGUUCUACUCCGCAGCGAAGCCCGACGAGCCGGAAUCCCAGAAGUCCUUCACUGCCCACUACAACUUCCGUUUCGGUUCCAUGAACUGUCUGGCUUACAAUGACUUCUGCACAGCGAAGAAGAUUGACUAUUAUCCCGCCUGGGCAUUUUACGACAUGGGAGUCCAGAAGGAAUCGCCUGUUGGAGCCAAAAAGAUGUCAGAUAUCGGCCAAAUGAUCGAAACCAAGCUCGAGGAAAUCAAACCGGGAUCUCGACCUUCGCAGGGUGUUGAAUUGCCCAAGAUCAACGCUCGGAGCAUGGAAAUGGUGGCCAAGCCUGAAGUGGCCAAGUCUAGCGAGAAGACGGCCGUUGAGAAAGAGAGCAUCAAGACCGCGGAGCUCGAGGGCUCCAGUCCCGAUGCCGUCAAGGCUAAGCUCCAAGGAAGACCCGCCAACCCCUUGGGAGUAUCCAUUCCCCUCACAGCGGAGAGCUUCCAGAAGCUCGUUACCACCACCCAUGAUCCUUGGAUCAUCAAGUUCUAUGUUCCGUGGUGCGGCCAUUGCCAAGCUCUGGCCCCGAGCUGGAACUCGAUGGCGAAGGAGAUGAAGGAUACUCUCAAUGUUGGAGAGGUCAACUGCGAGACUGACAGAAGGCUCUGCGAGGACGCUCGUGUGAACGCCUACCCCACAAUCUACUUCUUCCGUGGAGGCGAGAGAGUGGAGUACACUGGACUACGUGGCUUGGGAGACUUGAUCUCGUACACCAGCAAAGCUGUCGGUGUUGGCUCAAGUAUUCAGGAUGUUGACGCUACCACCUUCAAGGAGUUGGAACAAACCGAAGAGGUGUUGUUCCUGUAUCUCUACGACCACGCGACAACAUCUGAAGAUUUCGAGGCGAUGAACCGACUGACACUCAGCCUUGUGGGACACGCUCGCAUGGUCAAGACUGACAGCGCUGCUUUGUCCGAGCGGUUCAAGAUCUCUACCUGGCCUCGUCUUCUGGUCGUACGUGACGGACGUCCCAACUACUACAAUGCCCUCGCCCCCAAGGACAUGAGAGACUUCCGCCAAAUCCUUUCAUGGAUGCAGACCGUGUGGCUUCCUAUUGUCCCCGAACUGACAGCAUCCAACGCCCAGGAAAUCAUGGACGGAAAGUUCGUGGUGCUUGGACUUCUGAGCCGCCGCCGCAGCGAUGACUUCAAGCAAGGCCGACGUGAACUGAAGGAAGCUGCCCUCGAAUGGAUGGACAAGCAGGUCCAACUCUUCCGUCUUGAGCGCGCUGAACUUCGUGACGCCAAGCAACUGCGGAUUGAGGAAGCCGAUGACCGCAACGACCAGCGCGCCUUGCGAGCUGCGAAGAACAUGCGUAUCACCAUUCGCGAGGAUGACAAGAAGCAGGUUGCCUUCGCUUGGGUUGACGGAGACUUCUGGGAGCGCUGGCUGCGCACCACAUAUGGUAUUUCCGUGGAGACUGGCGACCGUGUGAUUAUCAACGACGAAGAUAACCGCCGCUACUGGGAUACCGCUUCAAGCGGAGCUCCCAUCAUGGCCUCUCGCACUUCCAUUCUCGAGACUAUUCCCCUCGUCAUUGCUUCCCCCUCGAAGCUGUCGCCUAAAUCCACCAUCGGCACCUUCGAGACCAUCUUCUUCUUCACCCGGACCCUCCUCAGCAGCCACCCCAUCCUCUUCUUCAUCGUGUUGGGUGUUGUCAUUACCGUGGCCACUGUCUUUGGACGUGGACGCCUUCGCCGCGGUGCUCCCCGUGGUGGUAUCAUUGGUAACACCAACAAUGGUGGCUUCUUCCACCUGGAUGGCAAGGAAGGCUUCCUGAAUGGAGGCUCGACCGACAAAGUCGAUUAA